AUGAAGACCUCACGCGCCUCUGCGGCAGUGGCCGCCGUCAUCAUCUCUGUCCUCGCACAGGUGUCUGAGGGGAAGAGCUGCUUCUGUGAUUUGAGGAACACUGGACUCACCUUCCCUGCGGACAGAUUACAGAACGUCCUGAACGAUGCCAGCGACUGUACCCACAGCAUCACUUCCCAGCGUAUGACAGACGUAGACAUUCUCCUAGACCAGCUGCACUACCGCCUCCAACAGUUACAGGACGAUGUGACCCAGCUGGAGCGUGAGGACGACGGGGAGCUGUACGGAGCCGUGUCCCUGCGCAUCAUUGAGAUCGAGCUGGCAGAGGUCCUGGACAUUUUGGCCAGACUCAACACCACUAACAUCGACCACCAGCGCCUCCGUUCAGGCUCCUCCGCAAAGCUGCAGCGCAUGAGCGAGGAGAUGAAGGCUCUGGUGAAAUUUGACCGCUCACUGGUGGUGCAGAAACAGCAGGAGAACCAACGGCUGACGAAGGAAUUGGCACAGUGCCAGGCUGAGCUGCAGGUGACCCCAGCCCCACCCUUUAUACCUCCUCCAGGAAACUGUCCCCAUGGUCACCUGCUGAACGUGACAGGUCCCAGGACUUACACCCUUACCGAAUACGGGACGUCCUACACAUAUGGUGCUUGGGGUCGUGACCCAAAGCCACCGGCAGGUAUGGAGGACUGGUAUUGGCUGGUGGUUCUGACCAGCAGCAGCGUCUACUCCAACUAUGUGCGCCAGUACAGCAGCCACAGCGCCCUCAUCGUGGGCGUUAGCGCCGGGUACGUCACCAUCGCCGCGAGCAACCCCACCACCAACACAAUACAAGGUCCCAACGUGGUUCUGUAUGGAGGUGCGCUGUACUACGGCUGCUACAACUCCCCGAAUCUCUGCCGCUUCAACAUGACCUCCAGAACCAUCACCACCGUCACGCUGCCAAACGCCGGCUACAACAGCAAGUUCAACUUCUGCCACUUGGACAGCUGCUACGGCUACACCGACAUCGACGCGACCACUGAUGAGUCGGGCCUCUGGGUGGUUUACUCGAACGCUGACAACUACGGGAAUGUCGUCCUGAGUGAGGUAGAGCCAAGCAGCCCCCCGACGCUCAUAAAUACGUGGCGAACCUCCCUGCACAAGCGCACCAUCACCAACACCUUCAUGGCCUGCGGGGUUCUGUACGCCACACGCUAUGUGAGCAAAGAGAUCGAGGAAAUCUUCUACGCCUUCGACACAGUCACAGGGAAAGAGAGGUAUGACCUGAGACUGCAACUCAAGAAGAUGUCCACCAACAUCCAGUCGCUGAAUUACAACCCCCUCGAUCAAAUGCUGUACGCGUUCAGUGACGCGUACGUUGUCUCAUACCAGGUCAUCUUUGGGUGAAUUACUGCAACACUGCUGCCCCAAGACCACAUAUGCCUACACCUGACCAAAACCCUGCCACAGUACCACACAUAUAUCUGAGCUGUACGUUUGAUCAUUUACAUGCAAAUAUCAUAUUGAUGCAAAUUAUAUUAAUGCAAAAAUACACACAUACAAUUCAGUUGCAAUUGCAUUGUCAAUAUACAUCAUAAAUGCUGUAUUCACACAUUUUUCACAUG
This is a messenger RNA of Megalops cyprinoides (Indo-Pacific tarpon), 1604 nucleotides long. Its product is annotated as olfactomedin-4-like. The coding region runs from base 1 to 1386 and encodes 461 amino acids. The record is from RefSeq and is a predicted model, not a curated record. The transcript has 5 exons. NCBI's taxonomy places the organism in Eukaryota, Metazoa, Chordata, Actinopteri, Elopiformes, Megalopidae. Gene Ontology annotation, biological process: signal transduction.